Molecule: messenger RNA, 723 nt
Organism: Cetraspora pellucida
Lineage: Eukaryota; Fungi; Glomeromycota; Glomeromycetes; Diversisporales; Gigasporaceae
Source: the annotation of a GenBank genome assembly
AUGGCUUCAGAUGUAAAAGCAAAAGAUUUCACGUUACAGGAGAAUCAAGAAACAAAAGUAGAUCCUUCACUAACAGAAGAACCCAAAAUGACUCAAGAAGUACAAAUUAUGCCUAUGAGUGAUGAUAACGUUAAUGACAUUGAUAAGGAAAAAGCUCCUACUUCACCCACAGAAAAGAGAAAAAGUGAACAGCCCCAACCCACAAAAGUUAAAGAAUCUCCAGACGUUGACGGUGAUAAUGAUGAAAAUAAAUCUGAUGAAUCCGUUGAACCACCACCUGCCAAAAGGACCAGAACAUCAACUCGAAAAAUGAAUUCUCCCAUUUCCAAACGUAGAAAAUCAUCAUCAAAUUCUUCCAAUCAAAGCUCACCAAAACGAGGUCGCGGUCGUAAACCUAGCAUCAAAUCCGAAAAUGAAGUCGAAUCAGAUGAAUUUCGUCAGGAUCAAGAUGACGAUGACGAUGAUUACAAAACAGGUGACUCUGAUUAUGAAGAGGUAGAAAAGAAACCAUCAAUUAAGAAAAAGGGUAAGAGUGGUCAACAUGCGAAAAAGAAAACCGCUUGGAAAGUUGAUGAAGAUAAUUAUAUGAUCGAUUUUAUUUUGGGUGAAAUGCCCUCUCCUGCUUGGAAUCGAAUUGCUAAAGGUCUCGAAGGUCGUACACCGAAUUCAUGUUUAGUUAGAUGGAAAACAUUGCAAAAAAGAUUGUAUCAAACCACUUUAUAA